This is a messenger RNA of Anoplopoma fimbria (sablefish), 1494 nucleotides long. It is a transcript of the gene taco1, whose product is annotated as translational activator of cytochrome c oxidase 1. Gene Ontology annotation, cellular component: mitochondrion. Lineage: Eukaryota; Metazoa; Chordata; Actinopteri; Perciformes; Anoplopomatidae. The record is from RefSeq and is a predicted model, not a curated record.
UCAUCUCUUUAUCGACAUGAAAAUGACUUCUGGUGACAUAGUCUUUACUCCACGUGUGCAGCAGGGCAUGGCGGGGUUGCUGAGGGCUCUCCGGACCCUGAGUCCCCGGACACUGUUCCCGGCCCCGGUGGAGUGCGUCCUAUCUCCGGUCAGGACGCUGCAGCUGUGCUCCUCCUUAUGUGCCGGACACAACAAGUGGUCGAAGGUGAAACACAUUAAGGGGCCUAAAGAUGAAGCGAGGGGCAGGAUAUUCAUGAAGUUCGCUAUGAUGAUAAAGAUAGCCGUGAAAGAUGGUGGCUCCAACCCAGACCUGAAUUUAAACUUAGCCCACAUAAUGGAGCAGUGCAGAAACAAGAACAUGCCUAAAGCAGCUGUAGAAGCUGCAAUCAAGACUGCGGAAAAGGCUAAACCAGCGUCCCAGUACAUGUUUGAAGUUCGGGGGCCCGGUGGGUGUCUGCUGCUCAUCGAGGUCCUCACUGACAGCCACUCACGUAUCCAACAGGAUAUGAAACGCCUGCUGAACAAGUACAGAGGGAUGCUGUCAGACGGAGCCCGCCACAACUUCAACAGGAGGGUGGUUUUGGUUCCAGGCCAGAAUGUCUCGACAGAGAGAUCUCUGGAGCUGGCCAUCGAGGCGGGAGCCGAAGAUGUCCAAGAGACCGAGGAUGAGGAGGAGCAGCCUCUUCUUAAGUUUAUUUGUGACAUAGCCGAAGUGAGGAAGGUGCGGGCCUCGCUGGAAGAGCUGGGAAUGCAGAUUACGUCCGCUGGGUUGGAGUUUGUUCCCCGCGCCCUCUGUUCUCUGGACCAGGACCACCUGGAAGCUGCUUCAACGCUAAUAGAAGCCCUCAAUGACUGUCAAGACGUAGUUCGAGUCUGGGACAACAUCCAGGCAGACAGCUGAGCACGCCUCCUGGACACUUGGUGGACACUGAUUAUAUCUCACAUGUGGGAGAUUUGAUUUCACAGAGAAAGGAUACAUGCACUACCUGUCAACACCUCAUACUGCUUUCCAUUAUUAGUAUGAAAAAUAAGAGUGAAUUGGCCGUUUCAACGCUUUCUUUGUGGGACUUGGGAGUGAAAUGUAAUUGUGGUCCUUGUUAAGAAGUGGUAUUUCUUGAAUAUUUUCUAUUGUCAGCGUGCAUUUACAAGAAGUUCAUUAACAGCAGGCUUCGAGCAAACGGGAAAUAAACUCCCACCAGUGCAUUCAGGAUUUUCAUUUCAAGUUUACAAGAUUGCCUCUUCAGAUAAAGCAGAGUGAAAUAACAUGCACAUUUUGCUAGAUGCUGUAAAAACAAAGUUUCCCAAGUAGGUCUUUAAAGUCUGUAAAUAAAGUAUUAAGACGACGUCCCUUUUUAUUUGCUAAUCAUUCAUUGGAUCCCUGAGAAAUGAAGAUGUUUCAUCAAAGUGUAAUUUCACUUUUAUUGUUUGAGGAAGGAAGCAAUUUUAAUAUAUUAACAAGGAUCAAUUUCAAAAAACACCCUCAAUAAAAGGUCC